AUGGUUUCAUUGGCAGGCAUCCCGAUGGAUGCCGCUGCUGUCAUGUCAUCAGUAUUGGAAGGCAUUCUAUAUGGAUUUUCCGUCCUCAUGUGCCUAGGUACUAUCUGGACAUUCACCUAUAAACGACACAUGCAGGAUGCCAAUCGACCAAUCGCUGUGGUUGCUACCUUGCUGUUCGUGCUGAGUACCGCACACAUCGUCGUAGUCAUUAUUCAUAUCGAACGUGGAUUGGUGAAGUAUCGUGACACGUUCCCUGGCGGGCCAGUGGCGUUCUUCGCAGACGUCACCCAAGAUACAUUUGUAAUCAAGAAUGCGAUAUAUACCUUGCAAACUCUGCUCGGCGACGGGGUGGUGAACCUGCCUUUCGGGCAAAAGAUUUAUCGAUGUUACGUUGUGUGGCAAUCUGCUUGGGUUAUCAUCCUACCAUGCAUGAUGUGGUGUGGUGUCGCAGCGUCUGGCGUUUGUUCGGUCUACUACUUUUCUCAAGCGUCUACUGCCGAGAUCGAAAAUUUCUUCGCUAGCAGGAUUGGUCAUUGGGUCGCUACUUUCCUUGCUUCCACACUUGCAACUAAUGUGUUGAGUACCGGGUUACUGGCGUAUCGCAUCUGGAUGAUCGAACGCAAGGUCUCUGCAAUCCGCACUACGAAGCGCAAAGUACCUAUAUUGCGCGUGCUUGUAGAUGCUGCUGUUUUGUACUCUGCGGCACUUGGCUCUUCAAUAAUCGUCCCGAUCGUCUCGAUUGCUUUCUACAUGGUAUUCAUUCGCAUCGCGACCAGUCAAAACUACCGCUCGGCUGCCUAUAGAGGGACCACUGAGACAGAACGAAGAAAUUUGCAGCAACAUACUAUGCAGUCGUUUAUACGCAGGCCGAAUGAUUCCAAAUCCUCCUUGGGUGGUAGCCCGAAAGUAGAGACACAUUCAUUUGCGUAUUAG
This is a messenger RNA of Suillus subalutaceus, 933 nucleotides long. RefSeq lists its product as uncharacterized. NCBI's taxonomy places the organism in Eukaryota, Fungi, Basidiomycota, Agaricomycetes, Boletales, Suillaceae. The transcript is spliced from 7 exons. The record is from RefSeq and is a predicted model, not a curated record. The coding region runs from base 1 to 933 and encodes 310 amino acids.